Acanthosepion pharaonis is the source of this 1812-nucleotide messenger RNA. NCBI's taxonomy places the organism in Eukaryota, Metazoa, Mollusca, Cephalopoda, Sepiida, Sepiidae. The record is from the annotation of a GenBank genome assembly.
AUGUUCGCUCUUGUUAAACAGCAGGUUUUUUUCUCUUUCUUUCUUCUUUCUUUCUUUCACUAUUUAUCUUUAUUUAUUUUUAUUUCUUUAUUUCUUUGUAUUUCAUAUUUUCUUUCUUUCUCAUUCUAUUCUAUUCUUUCUUUCUUUCUUUCUUCUUUCUGUCUUUCAUUCUUUCACUAUUUAUCUUUCUUUCUGUCUUUCUUUCUUUCUUUCACUAUCUUUCUUUCUUUCGUUCUUUCACUUUUUCUUUCUUUAUUUCACUAUUUAUCUUUCUUUCUGUCUUUCUUUCUUUCACUAUUUAUCUUUCUUUCUUUCUUCUUUCUUUCUUUCUUUCUUUCUUCUUUCUGUCUUUCUUUCUUUCUCUAUUUAUCUUUCUUUCUUUUUUUUUUUUCUUUCACUUUUUAUCUUUCUUUCUUUCUUUCUUCUUUCUUUCUUUCUUUCUUUCUUUCUUCUUUCUGUCUUUCUUUCUUUCACUAUUUAUCUUUCUUUCUUUCUUCUUUCUUUCUUUCUUUCUUUCACUAUUUUCUUUCUUUCUUUCUGUCUUUCUUUCUUUCACUAUUUUUCUUUCUUUCUUUCUUUCUUUUUCUUUCUUUCUUUCUUUUUUCUUUCUUUCUUUCUUUCUUUCUUUCUUUCUUUCUUUCACUAUUUAUCUUUCUUUCUUUUUUCUUUCUUUCUUUCUUCUUUCUUUCUUUCUUUUAUCUUUCUUUCUUUCUUUCACUAUUUAUCUUUCUUUUCUUUCUUUUCUUUCACUUUCUUUUUCUUUUCUUUCUUUCUUUCACUUUUUAUUUCUUUCUUUUUUCUUUUCUUUCUUUUUCUUUUUCUUUCUUUCUUUCACUUUUAUUUUCUUUCUUUCUUUCUGUCUUUCUUUCUUUCACUAUUUAUCUUUCUUUCUUUUUUCUUUCUUUCUUUCUUUCACUAUUUAUCUUUCUUUCUUUCUUCUUUCUGUCUUUCUUUCUUUCACUAUUUAUCUUUCUUUCUUUCUGUUUUUUUCUUUCACUUUUUUUCUUUCUUUUUUCUUUUUGUCUUUCUUUUUUUCUUUUAUCUUUCUUUCUUUUUCUUUCUUUCUUUCUUUCUUUCUUUCUUUUUUCUUUCUUUCUUUCUUUCUUUUAUCUUUCUUCUUUCUGUCAUUCUUUCUUUCACUAUUUUUCUUUCUUUCUUUCACUUUCUUUCUUUCUUUCACUAUUUAUCUUUCUUUCUUUCUUCUUUCUGUCUUUCUUUCUUUCUUUCUUUCUUUCUUUCUUCUUUCUGUCUUUCUUUCUUUCUUCUUUCUGUCUUUCUUCCUUUCUUUCUUUCUUUCUUUCUUUCUUUCUUCUUUCUGUCUUUCUUUCUUUCACUAUUUAUCUUUCUUUCUGUCUUUCUUUCUUUCACUAUCUUUCUUUCUUUCACUUUCUUUCUUUCUUUCUUUCUUUCUUUCGAUAUUUAUCUUUCUUUCUGUCUCUCUUUCUUUCAUUAUCUUUCUUUCUUUCUCGUUUUUUCUUCGUUGGCCUCGAUUCAAAACAGAACAAUGGAAAUCAGACAUUUUCCGGAAUCGAACCAAAUCGUUUCUUAAAUCGAUCUUUCCUGUUCAUAUCUAUAUUCUUCGUUUUUCUUCCUUUACCUACUAAAAUCUUUUUUCUUUUUCUCUUGGGACUAACCCUACUUCAUUUUCGUCUCUUCUUCCUCCUUUUGUUUUUUUGUUUCUUCUUCUUCUUCUUCUUCUUCUUCUUCUUCUUCUUCUUCUUCUUCUUCUUCUAUGUGUCGUCCCCGCUCCUCUUUCUUUUCUUUUCAGAUCAUUGUAUUAUUCUGUCACUAUUCCAUUCUUUGGUCUUGUAA